CCUUCAUUGAAUGGAAUAUGAAGCCAAUUGAUUGAAUAAUACCCUAGUACUAUAUACUUCUAUUAUGAGUCAUUUCUAAAUCAUUCCCAAGAACGUAAAUCAAAAUAAAUAUAGCUAGCUAUCACAUUAGCUGAGAGCCCUAUAAUUUUUAAUUUCAUCACGCAACAUGGAGCAGGGAGCUUCUAUGAAGCUAUCUUUUCUGAUUGUCAUCCUCAUGGCUUUCGCAUCAUUUCUUUCUCCAUCUGUAGCUGAAGCACGACAGAACAACAAUAACCAUGGAUAUGGCAGUAAUAAGGCGCACCGUGGUUCUGUGAAGUCCUCCGAUCCUUUGCCGUCACCACCAUUGACACCAACAACAGUACCAACACCGUCACAGAAUGAUGGUGUGGCACCGUCAUUACCAACAUCAGUUCCUCCACAAUCAUUAGUUGAUCACAUAACAUUAUCUCCAACACCACUACCUAUAGAUGAUGAAGAUGAUGUAGAAACACCACCACCACUAUAUAAUCCUUAUGGUGGUGGAGCGCCCGUAAAUUCGCCACCAUGGUAUGAAACGGCCCCGCCAUAUGUACCCCAUGGUUGUGGCUAUGGCCCCUGUGUUGACUCUAACGAUUGCGAUUGGCCCUGUACAGUCUGUUGUUGGAAUCAAACUUGUUGCUAUGACUUGAUGUAGUAUAAGUAUCUAUAGAUACAAAACGUGCAUCAAACACCCAAAUACUCCCUCCGUCCUAUAAUAUAGUGCUUACUUCUCAUUUUUCACGAGAAUUAAGGAAAAUGGAAUGAGUGGUAGGAUUUCCAAAAAAAUAUAUUUAAUAAAGUGCUUUUUUGAUACUUUUGUAUUGAAACUAGUUAUUUAUUUUCUUUUUUUUAAAUAAAAUCAA
Molecule: messenger RNA, 881 nt
Organism: Beta vulgaris subsp. vulgaris (sugar beet)
Lineage: Eukaryota; Viridiplantae; Streptophyta; Magnoliopsida; Caryophyllales; Amaranthaceae
Exons: 2
Coding region: 167-673 (168 amino acids)
Source: RefSeq, a predicted model, not a curated record